GGGAUAGUAAUAAUGAAGGAUGCGAUGGCGGCGGCACCUAUCUUAUAUGACUCUCACGGUCAACAAUCUCAUCUAACCCUGUCUCUUUCUGCAACUUCCGUCUCCCUUCUGUAUCUACUCAUUACCCUUAUAUAUAUCAACCACCAAUCCUGUCUCUCCUUUAACCUCACAAAUCGAUUAUCAAGCACUCAAGAAACCAAAAGAAAGAAAAAAGAGGCACAGCAACAGAGAGUGAAGCAAGCAAGUACAAGCCAUGUUAAAAUUAGAAGUGGCAAUACCUGCACCGGGUAUGGAUUUCGACUUCAAUGAUGCACGGCCUAUGCCUUUCUUGAGUGCUCCGUCUACACCAAAACGUUUCGGUGACUACUCUCUCAGUGUUCCUUCAAGCCCAUCAAGAAUGGCGGAAUUUUAUCGUUCUUUUGAUGAUUUUGAUGAAAACACUACUUUUACUUGGGAACAGAGGCCUGCUACGCCUAAAUCGCCUGCUGCAGGAGGAGGGGAUGAUUUCGCAUUUGAUUUCAGGUCAGAAUUAGAAGAGAACUCUCUUUCAGCAGAAGAACUUUUCGACGGAGGCAAGAUCAAACCGCUGAAGCCUCCUCCUAAACAUGAAGACAGGACUCCGCUUUUGUCGCCAAGAUCACCAAUAGCUCAAGGGAAAAAGAUGAUCCGUGAGGUUUUUUCACCGAGGAAAAAGAAAGAUCAUUCGGAUCCAUUUGCUACAGAAAGAGGGAGAGAAAGAGGUCCUGCUUUAACAUCCAAUACAAGCAGACGAGCUGCAAGAUCGCUUUCUCCGUACAGAGUAUCUGAAUAUCCAUGGGAAGAAGAAGAAAGGAAGUCACAAGAAUCAACCAAACAGCAAUCAGCUGCACCUCCCACUUCAAAAACUAAUUCACAGCUAUCUAACUCUUCCUCCUCGACGAAUAAGAGUUCUUCAAGAAAGUGGAGAUUAAGAGAUUUUUUGUUGUUUAGGAGCGCGUCCGAAGGAAGAGCAUCAGAUAAAGAGUAUAAGUAUCCAUCUUUAUUUAGAAGACCUGAAGAUGCAAAAAACUCUAGCUUCCGUUCCAGUGACAGUUCCUCCGGUUCAGCGUCGGGGACUCGAAGAAAGGCCCAACUGUCGGCUCAUGAAUUGCAUUACAAAACGAAUAAAGCUGCAUCUGAGGAUAUGAAGAAGAAAACUUACUUGCCAUAUAGACAAGGUAUUUUGGGGAGAUUGGCGUUUAGUCCUGCUACUCCCCAUGUUUUUGGCAAUGGCGUUGGAUCUCUUGGCCGUUAGGUUCAUACUCGUCACUACAAGUGAAGUCCAUCAAUUUGGAAUUUCUUGUUUGAUAAGUUGUUUAUUUGAUAUUGACGAACAAAUUGUAGAGCUAUAUGAAUGAAAUUCUUUUCUUUUUUAGAAAAAAGGGUUGUACUGAAAGAUGGUAAAUAUUAUUGCAGCCAUAUCAGACAUAAGUCGAGUUAUAAAAUUCUUUUUACCAAA
Messenger RNA from Ricinus communis (castor bean), 1477 nucleotides. RefSeq lists its product as uncharacterized. The record is from RefSeq and is a predicted model, not a curated record. Bases 254 to 1273 code for a protein of 339 amino acids. Lineage: Eukaryota; Viridiplantae; Streptophyta; Magnoliopsida; Malpighiales; Euphorbiaceae. The transcript has a single exon.